AUGCACAUCAUCGCGCAUUCGCAGUUGAUGGCGCAGCUGCUCACCUCCCCCACCUCCUCCACCCAUCUCCUCUCAGGCAGCAGUAAAUGGUGCCAGUGUAUAUACAUCAGGUAUUAUGUCCACUUAGAUUAUGAUGUGACAGCGUACAUGCCCGAGGAUGAGCUUAAGGCAGCCGCUCACGACGAGGAGGAGCACCUGCAGGAUGAUGGCCUCUCAUUAGAUGGUCAGGACACAGAGUUCCUGUGCAACGAGGAAGAGGAAGAUGUGGAUGGAGGCCAGCCACCCAGUUACAGAGACUCUCCCCUCAGCAAUGGCACCAACCCCGAUGCUGGAUAUGGGUCUCCGCUCAGUGAUGCUAGCGACCGACUUGCGGACUUCAAGAGCACCUCUUCCAAGGAUGGCCAGGAGAGGGAAGGCACUGCUCUGCCCUUACGUCCAAACAACGGCCUGUCUCUCCAGGAUAGCCUGGCUCAGAUGAAAGCCGUCUAUGCAAACCUGAUCUCAGAUGCCUCUUGGUCUAGCAUCACUAUGGACAUCAUGAAAUCCAAGCCUGCUGCAGCAGGCAGUGUCAACAGUGCUCUCAUUACUCCAGAACCUGUCUCUACUGCCUCUGCUUCCACGACCUCAACCGUUAACAAGAGCAGUGGGGUCAACAUUUCUAGCAGUCACCAUAAUGGCAGGAGCUCCUCUUCCACUGUUAACCACAUAGUCAGCGCGGGUGUCAGUACGAAUGGCACGGCAGCUAACUCUGUUAGCAGCCACAGUGCAACCAGCAGCAGUGGGAGCAGCACUGGAGGUGCCAGUAAUGGUAGCGGUGUAGCUUAUGACUGGCACCAGGCAGCACUUGCUAAAACUCUCCAACAAACCCCCUACCACCUUUUACCCGAGCCCAGCCUGUUCAGCACAGUGCAGCUCUACCGGCAGAACAACAAGUUGUACGGCUCUGUUUUUACUGGUGCAAGCAAGUUUCGCUGCAAAGACUGCAGUGCUGCUUAUGAUACACUUGUGGGUCUCACAGUCCAUAUGAAUGAGACGGGCCAUUACCGAGAUGACAACAAGGACAAAGAGGAGGAUCAGGGAAAGCGCUGGUCCAAACCCCGCAAGCGUUCCCUGAUGGAGAUGGAGGGGAAAGAAGAUGCCCAGAAAGUCCUGAAGUGCAUGUACUGCGGCCACUCAUUUGAGUCUCUGCAAGAUCUCAGCGUUCAUAUGAUCAAGACCAAGCAUUACCAGAAAGUGCCUCUCAAAGAACCAGUGCCAGCCUUGGCCACUAAGCUGGUGCCAACUUCAGCUAAGAAACGUGCUAUCCAAGAUGCUAUAGUCUCUCCAUGCUCCCCGGACUCUCUCCAUGCUGGUAGUGGUGGUGGCAGUGUAUCUCUUGGGGACAUGGGCAAGGAUACAAAAGCUGCAGCCAACCCCUACGUGACACCAAACAACCGUUAUGGCUACCAAAAUGGUGCCAGCUACACGUGGCAGUUUGAAGCUCGUAAAGCGCAAAUCCUUAAAUGCAUGGAGUGUGGGAGCUCGCACGAUACUCUACAGCAGCUGACUGCCCACAUGAUGGUUACAGGUCACUUUUUGAAGGUAACAAACUCUGCAUCUAAGAAGGGCAAACAGCUAGUGUUUGAUCCAGUCGUGGAAGAGAAAAUACAGUCUAUCCCACUACCACCGACCACCACUAGACUACCCGUUCCAAGUAAUGUUAAGUCCCAGCCAGUGUCCCCAGCCCUGUCCUCUGGCUCAGAGGACAAGAGGGAUACCGUUGAGGAAGACAAAUUUGAAGGCUGUGAGCCAUUGGAGAAAAAAAUUAAAGAAGAGAAAGAUGACUCUAGUGAGAAGUCAGAGACUGAUACCACAUCAUAUAAAUACCUUAGAGAAGAAGAUUUGGAGGAAACUCCUAAAGAGGGUAUAGACAUUCUUAAAUCCUUGGAGAACACAGUAUCCAGUGCCAUCAGCAAGGCUCAGACAGGCACACCAACAUGGGGUGGCUAUCCUAGCAUUCACGCAGCCUACCAGCUGCAGGGUGCCAUGAAGAGCUCGGCCACUCUCCUGCCCCCAACGGUCCAGAGUGUACAGAUGCAGCCGAUGUUUAACAGUGGGCUGCGAGGUCUUGUGAACGACCCCAGCUCAGUCAUUCACUCGCCUCGGAGCCCUUCCUCCCCCACACCCCUCAGGAGCAAUGUCACUGCCAUGGAGGAGCUUGUGGAGAAAGUGACAGGAAAAGCUGCCACCGUGAAAAAGGAAAAAGAAGAGAAGAUGGUGAGCCUGGAACGUUGCAGGCCCCCAUCAUUAGUGAAAUCCCCCUCCCCUGUACUGAGAGAGCAAAGAGAGCCGUUGCCAUCUCCAAAUGACCUCUCUGUAGGCAAACCGUCUGGUAUGAGAAGCAUUAGCCCAGGCAGUGUUGACUCAGAGCUUGUCUGUAAGAAGGAACCCAAAGAGACCCUCGUGGAUGGCCACAACCAUUCAAAGAAUGGCUCCGAGGCGUGCCAGUCCCCAGUUACAAAUGGCAACAGCCUCGGCAUCAUCACUGAUCACUCCCCUGAAAGUCCUUUCAUUAACCCUCUCAGCGCACUUCAGUCGAUCAUGAAUACACACCUGGGCAAGGCAUCCAAAUCAGUGAGCCCAGCUGCAGAUCCCCUGUCCAUGCUUUACAAAAUCAGCAACAGCAUGAUGGAGAAGCCAGCUUUCAACCCCGCGCCUCAGGGCAAGCCAGUGGAGCCCGUCAGCCACUAUCAGCUGUAUGAAAACAGUGACCAGCCCAUAGACCUCAGUAAAAAUAAGUCCACUACCAACAGCAACAACAAUAACAACAGCGGCAGCGUGCUCGCGGCCAACAGUAGUUUAAAUGGCAACAAACCCCUCAUUUCCCUCCCUGAGUCAGUUUCCUCUCCUUUGAGAGAGAAUGCUCUGAUGGACAUUUCCGAUAUGGUGAAGAACCUCACAGGGAGGCUGACGCCCAAAUCUUCAACUCCCUCUUCCAUCUCAGAGAAGUCAGAUGCCGAUGGCAGUGCAUUUGAGGAUGCCCUGGAGGACCUCUCACCGGUGCAGAAGAGGAAAGGGAGGCAGUCCAACUGGAAUCCUCAGCAUCUCCUUAUCCUGCAGGCGCAGUUUGCCUCUAGCCUGAGGGAGACCCCAGAGGGCCGUUACGCCAUGACAGACCUGGGCCCUCAGGAAAGGGUCCACAUCUGUAAAUUCACUGGUCUGUCCAUGACCACCAUAUCUCACUGGCUGGCAAAUGUCAAGUACCAGCUGAGACGGACUGGGGGCACCAAGUUUCUCAAGAACAUGGACUCAUGCCAGCCUGUGUUCCUCUGCGGUGACUGUGCCUCUCAGUUCAGGACUCCCUCCUCCUACAUCAGCCACCUGGAGUCUCACCUGGGCUUCAGCUUGAAGGACCUGUCCAAGCUGUCAGCUGAGCACCUACGGGAGCAGCAGGCUGCCUCAAAGGUGAUCACGGACAAAAUGACAUUCGGCAGCCCACUGUCGGCCUUGGCCACACCAGAGGACGACUCGGGCUCUGUGUACCAGUGCAGACUUUGCAAUCGGACAUUCGUCAGCAAACACGCAGUCAAACUGCACCUCAGCAAAACCCACGGCAAGUCUCCAGAGGACCACCUGGUGUUUGUCACGGCUCUGGAGAAACUGGAGAAGCUCGACAAAAUGGAGAAAGUUUAA
Messenger RNA from Menidia menidia (Atlantic silverside), 3672 nucleotides. NCBI's taxonomy places the organism in Eukaryota, Metazoa, Chordata, Actinopteri, Atheriniformes, Atherinopsidae. The record is from the annotation of a GenBank genome assembly.